This is a messenger RNA of Neurospora tetrasperma FGSC 2508, 2505 nucleotides long. RefSeq lists its product as uncharacterized. The transcript has 5 exons. Gene Ontology annotation, cellular component: nucleus. Gene Ontology annotation, molecular function: zinc ion binding; DNA-binding transcription factor activity, RNA polymerase II-specific; RNA polymerase II cis-regulatory region sequence-specific DNA binding. Gene Ontology annotation, biological process: DNA-templated transcription; positive regulation of transcription from RNA polymerase II promoter by galactose. Bases 1 to 2505 code for a protein of 834 amino acids. The record is from RefSeq and is a predicted model, not a curated record. NCBI's taxonomy places the organism in Eukaryota, Fungi, Ascomycota, Sordariomycetes, Sordariales, Sordariaceae.
AUGGCACCAUCAAUUUCGAUACCUACACAAGGCGGCAUGUUUCACACAUUCCAAGGAGUAACACCACGAAAGCCGGCCGUUGACUCUCGAGAUAGUGUUAAGUCCAAUGGUAGUGGGGCAGCCAAGAGGAUCACUACUCCUCAUGCUUGUGCUGAGUGUAAAAGACGCAAGAUUCGAUGUGAUGGUCAACAACCAUGUGGCCAAUGUCUCUCAAGCCGAGCACCGAAACGUUGUUUCUAUGACAAGCACCGCCAAAGGGUGAUCCCAUCACGCAAGACACUCGAAGCCCUCUCCCAGUCCCUCGAAGAAUGCCGAUCGAUUUUGAAGCGACUGUAUCCUCACCAAGAAGUCCACGCCUUACUUCCCUUGUCCAGGCAAGAACUCCUCAACCUCCUAGAUCGACCCGUCCCGGACAGCACAGCGAACGGACUACCGUCACCUCCUUUAAACACAACACCGAUGGCCGACUCAGAGACACCAACCAAGUCUGAAAACAUAUUGGAACAGAUUCCGACUCGGGAUACAGAAUGGGACGAGGAACGCCGGGAGAGGGACCACAUCCCUGUAGAGGCGGACGAUAUCAACGCGCUGUCACUCUCGGUGGACAGACAAGCUUCUUUUCUUGGAGCCUCGUCCAUCAAGGCUGCCCUCAUGGUUAUGCUCAAGGUUCAACCAGGCUUGAGGAGCUCCUUGGCCGCCCCGCUCAACAGUAUCGAGAUUUCUCAUAACUUCCCGGCCAUCAGACAGAAAUCAUCGACUCAGAAAGAUCCCCAGCGGAUCCCAUGGUCAUGGAAGGGACAGACACUUAUCGAUGCCUACUUCAAGCGAGUCCACGUCUUCAUCCCAAUGCUCGACGAAACAACUUUCCGUGCCGAUUACCUUGAAGGUCAACGAUUUGACGCACCGUGGUUAGCCUUGUUGAACAUGGUAUUCGCCAUGGGUAGCAUUGUGGCAAUGAAGUCGGACGAUUACAACCACGUCAACUAUUACAACCGCGCCAUGGAGCAUCUUCCCAUGGAUUCCUUUGGCAGCAGCCAUAUCGAGACUGUCCAAGCAUUGGCACUCAUCGGCGGUUACUAUCUUCACUAUAUUAACCGACCCAACAUGGCCAACGCUGUUUUGGGUGCCGCCAUCCGCAUGGCGAGCGCUCUCGGUCUUCACCGUGAGAGUCUUGCCCAAGGAGGAAGUGAUAUGGUCGCUGCCGAGACCAGGAGACGCACAUGGUGGGCUCUUUUCUGCCUCGACACGUGGGCCACGACAACCAUGGGACGUCCCUCUUUUGGCCGUUGGGGACCCGCCAUCAACAUUCGGCCUCCCGAGUUCGGUGUGAAUGCCGGCCGGGACUCGUCUCAACACGCGGGUAUUCUCCCCAUGAUUGAAAACGUCAAGUUCUGCAAAAUCGCCACUCAGAUCCAAGACAUGCUCGCCAUUUCUCCUUUGCUGCGUACCGAGGACCGCUGCAAUCUGGACGGGCAGCUCGUUGUCUGGUACGAAAACCUACCUUGGCUCCUGCGCACGACCGACCCAUGCGCUGAGCCGCUCUACAUGGCCCGCUGCAUCAUGAAAUGGCGGUAUCAGAACCUUCGUAUGCUUCUUCAUCGCCCAGUCCUCCUCUCCAUGGCCUCAUCAGGUCUUAACCCACAUACUCAGGCCUGUGACUCGGAUCUCGCCGCCAUUGAGACGUGCCGAGAGCUUGCUGCGGCGACCAUUGAGGACAUUGGUCGUGAAUGGACACGUAACCAGAUGUCCGGCUGGAACGCAGUGUGGUUUCUCUACCAGGCUGCCAUGGUUCCUCUUGUCUCUGUCUUUUGGCAAUGGGGCAACCCUCGUGUCCCUGAGUGGCUCAAGCAGAUUGAGGCGGUAUUGGAGCUCCUUGAGGCCAUGGAAGAGUGGUCACUCGCUGCUCGCAGGAGCCGGGAGGUGGUUCUUCGCAUGUACGAGGCCAGCAGAGUCAUCCAGGCACAGGGUGCCGCAGCGCACCAACUACAGCAGAGGGGAUCGCAGAGCCCUCAUUCUCUCAACAGCACUACUGCGUCCUUGGGCAGCAUGCACAUCAACAAUGACUUGCUCAUGGGGUCACCGGGUUCGGCGGAGCUCUACAUGACUCCCAUCGACCUGGAGCCCGUCGAAGGCUUGGGCAUGACGGGUGUGCUGGACCACGGCGGGAUGUGGGAUCUCGACGGCAUGCUCUGGGGUCCCAGUCCAAGCCCGUCGGUUCACCAUGGUCACCACUCGACUCACCCGGAUGAUGCGGUACCCACGGUGGCGGAGUACGCUGCAGCGUUCCCGACGGCUGAUGUAGUAGAUGGGUUUCUGCAACAUCACUCGGCUAUGGAGUUUGGGAACAUGAUGGGUCACCACCACCAUGCAGGUGCACAUGCUGGCCAGGGUCAGUUUGGAGUUGGGCUGGUAGCCCGGGGUUAUGCACAGUUGGCGCGACGCAGGCUUGAAGGACCGAAAUACCACCACAUACGAUGGCUGGAUGCGGCCACCGGCCUUACCUAG